AUGUCUACAGAGACACUGAAUUGGAUUCCAUCAUUUCGAAGCUAUGAAGAUUUUAUCCAGAAGACACUACAAUCAUUGGAUGGAUUUAUGAUAAUAGUGAGCACAGAUGGAAUUAUAAUUUCUGUGACCCAUAACAUCACUUCACUUCUUGGCCAUUUACCUAAUGUCAUCAUGGGUAAAACCUUCUUAAGCCUUCUGCCUGAUGAUGAGAAAAGUGGAGUAUUUUCAAAGAUGGCUUUCAAAAUUCCUGUAUCAAGUUCAGUUGGAAAGCAUAUUGACUUUUGCUGUCAUUUCAAAAGAGGAGAUGCUGAAUCCAGUAACACCUCUGCUUAUGAAUAUGUUAAAGUCAUCCUGACUCUAAAAGAUGUUUCUAGUGAGCCUCCUGUGCUGUUCCGCAGUUUCUUUUCCAAACAUGUCUUUGGGUCAUCUGUCGUAAAUCUUCCUUUGGAGGAUCGCUUUUACCUGGUGGGGACCAUUUGUGUUCUUAGGGCUCAGAUUCUACGGAUUCGGAUGAGGAUAGGCCAUCUGAGGACUACAGAAACAUACUCCUUGCAGAGCUUUGAAUCAGAACCUCAGAUGGGACAUGUGAAUUAUGUAUGUGAGUUGAAUCGUGUACACAAGGUGGGUGAUCUGGCUGAGUCAGAAGAGUCAGACAAGCAAGUCCAGGAGAACCAGGAAGACGAAGAGGACCAGGAAGAAGAUCAAGAGAACCAGGAGGAUCAAGAGGACCUGGAAGACGAAGAGAAGCAGGAGGACCAAGAAGACAAGAAGAACCCAGAAGACGAAGAGGACCCGGAAGACGAAGAAGACCCGGAAGACGAAGAAGACCCGGAAGACGAAGAAGACCAGGAGGACCAGAAAGAGCAAGAGUACCGGCUGUCAUCGCACAUCACAUCAUACAUCAAGAGACAAGAGGAGGAAAUGAUGAAGAAAUUCCAGAAGCAGCUGGACAAGAAGACACAGAUACUGCAAGCUGAAAUAAAAAACCAGAGGAGCUCCCUGGAAACUUUGAAGGAGCAGCUCCACAUGAUGCACGAUUCCAAGUUACAGGAGCUGCCAUCCAUCACAGGCCAUGUUCACAGUCCCGAUUUACUGGAGCCAGCGCCCAAGAAACCACGCUAUGAGGCAAUGAAGAGUCCCUUCUCUGAUAUUUCGGAGGCCACAUCUGUCAGUGGUUCAUGUGUGUCAUAUUCUUCACAGUUCCCCAGGGAGCUUCAGCAGACUUUUGACACCUCUGCCCAGGUGCCAGUUCAGGAGGAGGUGAAGCACCAGCAGCAGCAGGAGCAGGAGGAGCAGAAGCAAGAAGAGCAGCAGCAGCAGCAGGAGCAGCAGCAACAACAGCAGCAGCAGCAGCAGGAGCAGCAGCAGCAGCAGGAGCAGCAGCUGCUGCAGAUGCAGCAGCUGCAGCUGCUGCAGCAACAGCAACAGCAGCAGCAGCUACAGCUGCUGCUGCCCGAGCAGCCACAACAAUAUAAUACCACCGGGGAGAACCAAGUGCUGCAAGUAUACCAGCCAAACCAACCUAGCUUCGCUAUGUUGCACUACAAUGAUGGCUUCAUGCCCCUGGCCCUAUCCCUACCACCACCACAACCCAUCUUUUUUCCUAUCAAAAUGUUAGCUGAACAGCAGCCCUCUGGCUACUAUCGUGCUGAAAACAUCAAUGCCUCUGGAUACUAUCGUGCUGAAACCUUCCAUGGCCUGGAACCUGGUAGAUUCAGAUUUUUUCCUGAAAACCAGUAUCAGCCCCACAUGAAUCUAUUCCCUAUGACCCAUGGCUCAGGGUCCCAAAGCAUUUAUUCUACCAACCUUCCUCAGACUACUACCAUCACCCACAACCCACAGCUUGUUAACCUGGAGACUCCACAAGACUACGUCUGCCUCUGGCAACAGUCGCAAGACCCACAGAAUCAUCUUUACCAAGUAGUCCAACUGAGUAAUUGGGCUCCCAAUGAGCAGGCCACCAUGGGCCAAGCCACCUUUGCUCAGGUGGCACCCAUUGAACAAGGCCAGCAUUCUUCAGGACUGGAGACUGUCCAAGCCUCUGGGAAUAAUGGGCCAAACCAGCUAAAUCCCUGUAUGUCAUCACAGCAGUCCUACUUGAAUCAGUAG
Dama dama (fallow deer) is the source of this 2109-nucleotide messenger RNA. It is a transcript of the gene PASD1, whose product is annotated as PAS domain containing repressor 1. Lineage: Eukaryota; Metazoa; Chordata; Mammalia; Artiodactyla; Cervidae. Gene Ontology annotation, biological process: negative regulation of circadian rhythm; circadian regulation of gene expression; negative regulation of DNA-templated transcription. Gene Ontology annotation, molecular function: DNA-binding transcription factor activity, RNA polymerase II-specific. The record is from RefSeq and is a predicted model, not a curated record. The transcript is spliced from 12 exons. Gene Ontology annotation, cellular component: CLOCK-BMAL transcription complex. Bases 1 to 2109 code for a protein of 702 amino acids.